Molecule: messenger RNA, 306 nt
Organism: Meloidogyne enterolobii
Lineage: Eukaryota; Metazoa; Nematoda; Chromadorea; Rhabditida; Meloidogynidae
Source: the annotation of a GenBank genome assembly
AUGUCACGUCCCGAACUUUUACCACCGGUACACUACACUACAGCCAAAAGCUCUCCUUCCUCAUCAACCCCAUUUACUUAUUUAAUACCCCUCAAAACUAGGCAUGUUUUUAAUUUUUUUCUUGAGUUUUUUGUUUCUCUCCCCUCUCAUUUAUUCAUGCAAACAAAGAAUGUUUGGAUAGAGAAAGGAAUGUUUUUGCCAUAUUUCUAUUUCUCUACUUUUAUUUUUUCUUUAUUUUUACUGUUCAUUGGUUAUGUUUGUGUGCCAGACAAUUCCGUGCCGCAUAAAAUGUCAAAUCCCAAAUAA